CUCUACUCUGGCAUUUCUUCCCUUGUUUCUCAGUUGUCCCAUCCUUCCUAUUCCUCCAGAUUCUGACCCAAGAUGUCAGACGAACCAUCAUCCUCCCUCGUCACAAACCUUUCCUCUCGAUUUCCUCUCACUGUCCCUAUACCAACCCCUCUCACCCACCCACAUCUCAUUUCCCAUGCCGAUCUGGCGACAGAAGAAGAUCUUCUCCACAAUCCUGACAACCUUAGAUCCUGGCUCUCCUACAUUGGUCAAAUCAAAGACAGAAUAUCCAAAACCCUCCCACUUGCUCCCGACACUCCUUCACCGGAAGAACAACUCCUUGGUCCACUUUCAUCCCACGUUGCAAGAGAAGGACUUCAACAAUUAGUCAGUAUAUACGAACGUGCUCUCGCCGUCUUCCCGUCCAGCUUCAAGCUUUGGAGGGGAUACAUAGUGACAAGACAAGCUUACGUUCUCGGAGAACCUACGGAACAAGCCAAAAAGGCUAGACAACAACAUGCGAAGCGGGGUGCAACGUACAAAACGAGCGUCACUGAGAUGCUUGAUGGUGCCGAAGAAGAAUUUCAAUGGGAAGGAGGUUUAGAUGGUGUGGUAGGAUAUCAAGAAUGGCGUAGUCUGUUUGCGGUAGGGGAGAGAAUGUUGGGUUGGUUGAGUCAUCUUCCCGUACCUUGGUUAUUGCAUCUCUCGGUGUUAUUACAUCCGAAAUGUCCAGCACCGUUCAAGUGGACAUACGCAAGGAGAACUUUCGAUCGUGCUUUGCGUACCUUACCACCUAGUUUGCAUGCUAGAGUGUGGGGUCUCUAUCUAAGAUGGGCGGAGAUGGUAGGUGGAGAAGCGGGGGAGAGAGUAUGGAGACGAUUCCUGAAAGCGGAUAAUAGUCUCACAGAAAGACAUAUUUCAUUUCUACUCGAUUCUAAACCUCCUCAACCUCUUACAGCCGCCAAGUAUUUGCUACUGUUGGCCAGAAGAGCGGCCAAGAGUACUUACAUUCCCUUGGACGGAAAAUCGCCAUAUCAACUUUUUGUCGAUUUCAUGGAACUCGUGGAGAAAUACGCCGAGGAUGUGGGAAUGACAGAAGAGGAGACUUUGGCUAUCCGACCUGCUCAGAGCACAAGUGACGCUGCGCCUAUGACUCAUGGGGAGCAGCAGGUUAGAGAACAACAAGAGCCGGAAAACCAAUCUGCAAGUGUGGAAGGGCGACUGAUGCGGAUCGCCGGCCCACCUAUACCCACAAAGUCAGGUCAAUUGGACGAAUCUAUUGAAGAUGAAGAUACCGACCCUUCCAAUCCCCGUUUAUUGGACGUCGAGCAUAUCGUGGAAAGGGAUGGUUUACAGGUGUACAAAGAUCAGGCUGGUCGGUUAUGGACAGGUCUCGCCACGUAUUGGAUAAAACGAGGGGAGUUUGAACGUGCCACCGCGACAUUUGAACGAGGUUUAGCUGCUGUCGUGACUAUCCGUGACUUUACACAGAUCUUUGAUGCCUACGCCGAGUUUUCCGAGACGAUGAUAUCCACCUUGAUGGAUGCACUAGCCGACGAGGAUAACUUGGAGGAUGAAGAGUUUGAUGCGGAGGAAACGGAGAAAGAGUUGGAUGAACGUAUGAAAGCUUUCGAAGAGCUCAUGGAUCGAAGACCUUUCCUUGUCAAUGAAGUUUUACUUCGACGUAAUCCCAACGAAGUCAUCGAAUGGGAGAAGCGAGUUGCUCUCUUUGGAGAUAAUGAUGAAAAAGUCAUUGAGACUUACCUCAAAGCUUUGGAAACUAUAAAUCCUCGUAAGGCCACAGGUCCUCUUUACCCUUUGUACGUCAACUUUGCCAAAUUCUAUGAAGAAGGGGGGUCAAAAGAUGCCGAAACGGACGAACCGAGGAACGAGCCCAAUCUCGUCGAAGCUAGGAAGAUUUUGGACAAGGCUACAAAGGUACAUUUCAAAACGGUAGAUGAAUUAGCUGAGGUGUGGUGUGAAUGGGCCGAGAUGGAAUUGCGGAAUGAGAAUUAUGAUGAAGCGGUGAGGCUCAUGCAGCGAGCGACGACAGUUCCUAAGAAUACAAAGGUGGAUUAUUACAAUGAUUCGGUACCUCCUCAAGCGAGGUUGUUCAAGAGUUUGAAGCUGUGGAGCUUUUACAGUGAUUUGGAGGAGAGUAUAGGGACGGUCGACUCAACGAAAAUGGUUUAUGAUAAGAUCAUGGAGCUCAAGAUAGCCAAUGCUCAGACCAUUGUGAAUUAUGCUGCGUUUUUGGAGGAGAAUAAAUAUUUCGAGGAGAGUUUCAAAAUUUACGAACGCGGUAUCGAGCUGUUCCAUUUCCCCGUAGCUUUCGAAAUCUGGAACAUUUACUUAUCUAAAUUUGUCAGACGAUACGGAGGCAAAAAGCUUGAACGCACCCGGGACCUCUUCGAACAAGCUCUCGAAAAUUGUCCUGCCAAAUUCUGCAAACCUCUUUAUCUCAUGUAUGCCAAAUUGGAAGAAGAACACGGUCUGGCUAAACGUGCUAUGGGUAUAUAUGACCGAGCCGCUUCUACCGUUCAAGAUUCAGACAAGUUUGAAAUGUUCACCAUUUAUAUUGCCAAAGCAGCUGCGAACUUUGGUUUACCAGCUACGAGACCUAUAUACGAGAGAGCAUUGGAAGUUUUGCCUGAUAAGAAUGCGGCGGAGAUGUGUAGAAGGUUUGCACGGAUGGAAAGGAAAUUGGGUGAGAUUGAUAGAGCUAGGGCUAUAUAUGCCCAUGCCAGUCAAUUUUGUGAUCCCAGGGUUGAGCCGGAGUUCUGGAAUGAGUGGAACAUGUUUGAAGUCGACACAGGAUCAGAAGACACAUUCAGGGAAAUGUUACGUAUCAAACGUGCCGUCCAAGCAUCAUUCAAUACUGAAGCUUCAUUCAUCACCGCUCAAGCUGCUGCGGCUCGUAAAGGAACGGAGAAACCUACAGAUGUGGCUAAACAAACCGCUAAAGACGCUGCGGAUCCUAUGGCAGCUAUGGAAAGAGAUAUGGUGACGACGGGAGGGAAAGGUGCUCCGGCAUUUGUGGCUUCUUCGUUGAAUCGGACUAACGUCAAUGGGAUCGAUGAGGGUCAAGAAGGAGGUGAAGAGGUCAUCAAUCCGGAUGCUAUAGAAGUGGAAGAUGAUGAUAUCUAG
Tremella mesenterica DSM 1558 is the source of this 3126-nucleotide messenger RNA. RefSeq lists its product as uncharacterized. Gene Ontology annotation, biological process: generation of catalytic spliceosome for first transesterification step; mRNA splicing, via spliceosome. Bases 73 to 3126 code for a protein of 1017 amino acids. The record is from RefSeq and is a predicted model, not a curated record. Gene Ontology annotation, molecular function: protein binding. Gene Ontology annotation, cellular component: U2-type catalytic step 2 spliceosome; Prp19 complex; post-mRNA release spliceosomal complex. NCBI's taxonomy places the organism in Eukaryota, Fungi, Basidiomycota, Tremellomycetes, Tremellales, Tremellaceae. The transcript is spliced from 5 exons.